This is a messenger RNA of Malurus melanocephalus (red-backed fairy wren), 2415 nucleotides long. It is a transcript of the gene KLHDC4, whose product is annotated as kelch domain containing 4. NCBI's taxonomy places the organism in Eukaryota, Metazoa, Chordata, Aves, Passeriformes, Maluridae. The record is from RefSeq and is a predicted model, not a curated record. The coding region runs from base 423 to 2105 and encodes 560 amino acids. The transcript is spliced from 11 exons. Gene Ontology annotation, molecular function: protein binding.
GUAUCCUGGCCCCAUCUCUCUAUGAUCCCAGUGAUCCCGGGGUAUCCCGGCCCCGUUCCGCUGGAAUCCCGGUGUUAUCCCGGGAAAUCCCGGUGUUAUCCCGGCCCCAGCCCCGUCCCGCUGGAAUCCCGGCGUGAUCCCGGCCUAAGCCCCGUCCCGCUGGAAUCCCGGUUUGAUCCCGGGCCUAUCCCGGUAUUAUCCCGGGCCUAUCCCGGUGUGAUCCCGGGUCUAUCCCGGUGUGAUCCCGGGCCUAUCCCGGUGCGAUCCCGGGUCUAUCCCGCUGUGAUCCCGGGCCUAUCCCGGUUUGAUCCCGGGCCUAUCCCGGUGUGAUCCCGGGCCUAUCCCGGUGUGAUCCCGGCCUAUCCCGGUGUGAUCCCGGCCCUAUCCCGGUGUGAUCCCGGGCCUAUCCCGGCCCCACCGCCAUGGGGAAGAAGGGGAAGCGCGACAAGAAGGGGAAAGGCGCCGAGAAGACGGCGGCGAAGAUGGAGAAGAAGGUGUCCCGCCGAGCCAAGAAGGAGGAGGAGGAUCUUGAAGCCCUGAUWGCAGAAUUCCAGAGUCUGGAUGCUAAAAAGACCCAAGUGAUUGAAUCAUCCUGUCCUCCCCCCUCACCCAGGCUGAACUGCUCCCUCUGUGCUCACCCCGAGAGAGACGAGCUGAUCCUUUUUGGAGGUGAAUAUUUCAAUGGCCAAAAAACCUACCUGUACAAUGACCUGUACAUUUACCACAUCAGGAAGAACAGCUGGGCCAAGCUGGAGAUCCCCAACCCACCCCCGAGGCGCUGUGCUCACCAGGCAGCUGUGGUGCCCACGGCUGGGGGGCAGCUCUGGAUCUUUGGGGGCGAGUUUGCCUCUCCCAAUGGGGAGCAGUUCUACCACUACAAGGAUCUCUGGGUCCUGCAUUUGGCCACCAAGACCUGGGAGCAGAUCAAGGCACCAGGAGGUCCCUCUGGACGAAGCGGACAUCGAAUGGUUGCGUGCAAAAGGCAGCUGAUCAUCUUUGGAGGUUUCCAUGAGAGUGCAAGGGAUUACAUCUACUACAACGAUGUGUACACCUUCAACCUGGACUGUUUCACCUGGAGCAGGCUGGCUCCUGCAGGCAUUGGGCCWGCCCCCAGAUCUGGCUGUCAGAUGACUCCCACCCCCGAGGGCAACAUCAUCAUCUACGGAGGAUACUCCAAACAGAGGAUCAAGAAGGACGUGGAUAAAGGCACCCUGCACACGGACAUGUUCUUGCUGAAGGUGGAAGGGGCAGCCAAGGAGGAAGAAAGGUGGGUGUGGAGCAGGCUCAGCCCCUCCGGAGUAAAACCCACCCCCAGGUCUGGCUUCUCUGUGGCUGCUGCCCCCAACAACCGCUGCCUCCUUUUUGGGGGAGUGCACGAUGAGGAGGAGGAGGAGAGCAUUGAAGGGGACUUCUUCAAUGACAUUUAUUUCUAUGACCUGGGGAAGAACCGCUGGUUCCCUGCACAGCUCAAGGGCCCAAAAUCAGAGAAGAGGAAGCGCAGGCGUGGCAGACAGGCUGAGGCUGAGGCUGCUGGGGAGGAGCACACGGAGCUGUCCCCUCCCCAGGGACCCCUGGAGAUCAUCAAGGAGGUGGUGGCAGAGGAUGGCACCGUCAUGACCAUCAAGCAGAUGAUCCCUGCAGCUGCAGAGGACAAGGGCAGGUCUGGCUCUGAAGAGGAGGAGGAGGAGGAGGAGGAGGAGGAAGGAGCAGCUCUGGGGCAGCCUGUGGAGCCGUGCCCACGCUCCAAUGCCAUGGUGGCAGUGAAGCAUGGCAUCCUCUAUGUCUAUGGGGGCAUGUUCGAGGUGGGAGACCGGCAGGUGACCCUCAGUGACCUGCACUGCAUCGACCUGCACAGGAUGGAUGGCUGGAAGGUGCUGCUGGACAUGGACCCCAGUAAGCUCUGCUUUGCAUUCAGGGGAAAAAAACAACUCUGGGGCUUCCUCAGGGGUGGGGAGCAGCAGGCCCAGUACGUGGCCAGGACCGAGCCCUACUGGCUCCGAGUGGCCCGCAGCCACAUGGGCCCCGAGGCCAAGGACAAGAAGGUGCUCARGGUGGCUCAGGCCAUGGCCAAGACCUUCCAUGAGGAGUCUGUGCACAAGUCUUGAGGUUCUGCAGCGGUGAAGGAGCUGUGCCUGAUGUCCAUCCCAGCUCUGAGGGUCUCCGGGCUGACCAUCCCGUCCCAGAUGGGUGCUCUGGAUGUGCUGUUCCUCCUGAGGGUCCUGAGGAACAGGAUUGCUGUCCCAGCACUUGUUCUGCUGAGCUUGGGCUGUCCAACACUGACUGUUGUGUUCCAGAGYUGUUUGGGGUCUGUCCAUUCAAACUGUGCACAUGACAAUGGUUCCCUGGUCCCAAAUCCCUGCUUGGGGCCAGGACACAUCUCCGAGGGUUCCUACAAUAAACUGAUUGGUUACAUCA